AUUGGCUUUUCCGUUGAGUUCGUGCUAGCGUGGGCGCCCCCGUUGUCUGGAGUUGAAGCGGCGAUGGAUCUCGGACGUCCGAGCUGAGGCGCUCGAGCGGCGGCAUGAUGUGCGUUGCGCGGGUGAGCGCGGCGCUCGGCUGGAUGGAGGCCGCGUUGUGGAUUCGCGAGGCCGAGGCCGAAGCGCGUUGGCGUGCCGGCCCUUUUUGUGCGGCGGCUGGGCGUUGCGGAGGGGCUGGUGUUUGCGUGCGUGGCGUGGAAAAAGGGUGUUAGACUCGCUGAGCGCGUGCGCGCCGGGGCGGGUUCAGGGAGCGACGGUGAUGAGCUCCGCAAGAGGGGAAAGCUGCUAUGACACCCGACAUGAAUGGGCUAAAUAAUUACAUUCGGACGAGUUAUGCAAAACAAGCGAGCAAGUUGGGCGGAGCGAGCGAGCAGACUGCUGCCGAGCCCGCAACAAAGGGCGCCCAGAGGCCUUAUACGCCGCAACGCAAGAGGCCGCGUGACGAGGUGUUCAACUCCUCGUCUGUCGAAAUCGUUCAGUCUAGCCGUCCCAACAUAUCCUACGAAGAUUUGGGCGGCAUCGAGUCGGUGCUGCAGGACGUUCGAGAGCUCAUAGAGCGCCCUCUGACACACCCGGAGCUUUACGCGUGGCUGGGCGUGGAGCCGCCACGCGGCAUUCUCCUGCAUGGGCCGCCGGGGUGCGGGAAGACGAUGCUGGCCAACGCCAUAGCGGGCGAGCUGGACGUGCCUUAUUUCCAUAUUUCGGCCCCCGAAGUGGUCUCCGGGAUGUCGGGAGAGUCCGAGGCCAAGAUUCGCGGCCUCUUUCACUCGGCCAAGAGCAAGGCUCCUAGUUUGAUUUUCAUCGACGAGAUAGAUGCCAUCACGCCGAAGAGAGAUGUGGCGUCUAGGGAGAUGGAGCGGCGAAUUGUCGCACAGCUUCUGACGAGUAUGGAUGAUUUGUGCGGAGACAAGCCCGUUAUAGUCAUCGGCGCGACAAACCGUCCCGAUUCUCUCGACCAGGCUUUGAGGCGAGCUGGGCGUUUCGAUCGCGAAAUAUGUCUGGGCGUGCCCGACCAAAAUGCGCGCAGUAGAAUUCUCAAGGUAAUUUCGUCCAAGUUGCGCCUGUCUGGAGACUUUGACUUCGAUUUGAUCGCGGCGAAGACGCCAGGCUACGUCGGCGCCGAUUUGCAGGCGAUUGCCAAGGAGGCGGCUAGCUUGGCGGUGAACAGGAUAUUUACCACCUUGGAGAGCGCGGAGGCGACCAAUUCAAAUGGACAGCUCAAGACGGACGCCGUCCAAUGCGGCGGCGGCGAACAGGAGCCGGUCUACGACAAGAUCCCGAACCAUCACCAUCUUGAGACCCGUCAUCACGUGAGCAACAUACUUCGCGCGAACGUCCAGCCCUACACGCCUGAAAAGUUGGAGUCUCUGUUCAUCACGAUGGAGGACUUCCUUCAGGCGAUAAAGCACGUCCAGCCAUCCGCCAAGCGCGAGGGCUUCGCGACGAUUCCGAACGUGUCUUGGGACGACAUCGGUGCGUUGACCAGCAUCAGAAAAGAGCUGGAAAUGUCGCUGAUUGAGCCCAUUCGUUCUAAGGUCAAGUAUUCCGCGCUCGCGCUUUCAAUUCCCCUUGGCAUCUUGCUAUACGGCCCGCCCGGGUGCGGAAAAACGCUGCUGGCGAAGGCCAUCGCGAACCAAGCGCAGGCGAAUUUCAUCUCGAUCAAGGGACCGGAACUGCUCAACAAGUUCGUUGGAGAGUCCGAAAGAGCCGUUCGCCUGAUCUUCCAGCGCGCGCGUGCGUCUUCUCCCUGCAUCAUCUUUUUUGACGAGGUCGACGCGCUCAUACCGAAGCGCUCCGGCGGGGAGAACGUGGUGGCCGAGCGCGUCGUCAACCAACUGCUGGUCGAGUUGGACGGCCUAGAGCAGCGAGGCGAGAUUUUUGUCGUCGCCGCCACGAACCGCCCCGACAUCGUCGAUCCGGCGAUGCUGAGGCCCGGCAGGCUGGACAAAUUGCUCUACGUGCCAAUACCGACGCCCGACGAAAGAGUGCACAUUUUGAAGACGUGUUCUCGGAAGACGCCGUUAAAAGAGGACGUCGAUUUGGAAGAAAUCGCCCACAACUAUCGGUGCGACGGGUACAGCGGCGCGGACUUGGCAUCCUUGGUUCGAGAAGCGUCGAUGUUCGCACUGCAGCCCGCCCUGAACUCCAACCAAACGGACAUAAAGGUCUCCAGGGAGAACUUCUAUCAAGCCCUCGACAAAGUGCUCCCCAGCGUCUCCCAAGCAGACCAACUGCGAUACGCCGCAAUACGGAAAAAGCUGCUUUCCUCGCGCCUGUCUCCGGCGUAGGGCAGCCGCGAUUCGCCUUCAGGAAACCCGCUCGGCGCGCGGGUGACGCCUAAAAGGAAAUUAAAGACAAGGUACGAGGACUCGCGCGACGUUUGACGCGGUCGAA
Messenger RNA from Schistocerca gregaria, 2454 nucleotides. RefSeq lists its product as uncharacterized. The transcript has 2 exons. The record is from RefSeq and is a predicted model, not a curated record. Gene Ontology annotation, biological process: ribosome biogenesis. Gene Ontology annotation, cellular component: nucleus. Gene Ontology annotation, molecular function: RNA binding; ATP hydrolysis activity; preribosome binding. NCBI's taxonomy places the organism in Eukaryota, Metazoa, Arthropoda, Insecta, Orthoptera, Acrididae. Bases 348 to 2348 code for a protein of 666 amino acids.